GCCCUUGAAUAAUGUUUCCUGAAAAUGAUCAUGGGUUUUCUUAUAGCUGUUUGGUCUUACUGAAUUGCAGUAAGGGUGCAAUAGAGGAAAAUCUGUUCUUUUUUUUUCAAGCAGUUUCCCCAUGUAAGAAGCGUUUUUUGCUCUGGGCAGCUGCAUCAGGGCAGGAAAGCAGAGUGGAAAACUCUAGACCCCAGCCCAAAAGCGUCCGAGGAGCAGGGCAGCCAAGAGGUAGAAGCAUCCGGGCCUAUCUGUUGUGCCAAAGGAGAGAGCCAAUGGAGAAGCUUAAGACGAUAGUGGACCUGCACUUGAAGCACUACGGCGUACUGGGUUACGGCCUGGUGACUGCGCUGACUGCGGGGCUGGAGCGCAUCUUCUCCACCGUGGUGUUCCAGUGCCCCUGCAGUGCCACCUGGAACCUGGCCUAUGGGCUGCUGUUCCUGUUGGUACCCGCUCUGGCACUCUUCUUCCUGGGCUACCUGCUCAGCGCUCGCACUUGGCGCCUGCUAACCGGAUGCUGCGCGCCGGGCACCUGCACCUGCACCUGCUGCUGUGGCAAGGUGCUGCGCGGGGUCCUGGUGUUUGCGCAGCUCAGCGGGACGGCUGCCGUUGCGCCCCUCACCUGGGUGGCCGUGGCACUGCUCGGGGGUGAUUUCUAUGAGUGCGCCGCCAGUGGGACCCAGGUCUUGGUGCGGCGCCUGUGCUCUGGCCACGGGGACCCCAACUGUAUCACCUUGCUGCCUCUGGUGCCCUGCGGGGAUAAACAGGCUGAGGACCUGAUGGACUUCAAGAAGAAUCUCAAGGCACAGUCGCAGAUAGCGGGCUGGAUCCUGAUAGCAGCAGUUAUCAUCUGUCUUGUGAUUUUUGUGUCUAUCACGCGAUGUCUAUCUCCAGUUAGUUUUCUGCAGCUGAAAUUUUGGAAAAUCUAUUUGGCACAGGAGCGGAAGAUUUUCGAAAAUCAGGCCACAGAGCAUGCAACCAAAUUGGCAGAAAAUAAUGUUAAAUGUUUCUUUGAGUGCUCACAUCAAAAGGGGGAAUACAAAACCCCAAGCAAGGAAGACUGGAAGAAGGUCUCAGCACUAUACACCUUCAAUCCAAAAGAACUGCACUACAGCACAGUGCACAAGUUUGUUAACACAGAAGAAAACGCUGACGGAAAUGAACGUUCUGAAGGAGAAACAAUGGUUGCUCUUCACUUUGUAGAUUCAUUUGCUUUAAACACCACUCUUAAUUUAUGACUUUAUGAAUGAAUAGGGAAAAGGGGUUCUUUAAAAUUAUUGCUUCUUUAAAAAAAUAAACAUUAGUAUUGUUUA
Phyllostomus hastatus (greater spear-nosed bat) is the source of this 1310-nucleotide messenger RNA. RefSeq names its product calcium homeostasis modulator family member 6 (gene CALHM6). The record is from RefSeq and is a predicted model, not a curated record. NCBI's taxonomy places the organism in Eukaryota, Metazoa, Chordata, Mammalia, Chiroptera, Phyllostomidae. The coding region runs from base 12 to 1235 and encodes 407 amino acids. The transcript is spliced from 3 exons. Gene Ontology annotation, molecular function: monoatomic cation channel activity.